ACAUUUACACAGAGAGAGGGGAGUAAUGCCAGGAAAGUAGAGCACACACUGGAGGAGGAGAUACAGAGAGACAGGCAGCGAAAACAACACGGACAGGACACAGGCAGAGACCACACCGGGCAGACCCUCAUCUGGCAGGUAGGUGCAGCCAUCCAGGCGUGUCCAGGAGAGUAAAACCUGACUGCGAGGGAAACAGAGAAUUAUUACCUGCCAGUAAAUCAGAGAGAAUCGUUACCUUGCAGCUGGGAAGAAGGCUCCAGACAAAGCUGUCUCCUAACCAGCACAGCAAGGCUCUGUGACUAAUCUGAAGGCAACGUUCCAUCCGAGAGAGCCUGCUACAACCUGCUACCUCUGCUGGCUGACAACUGAAAGACUAAGAUGCCCACACUGCAUGGCAACAACCACCCAGUGAAUCGUAGCUCUAUCGAUCAUCUCCAGACCCAGCGCUCCACCUAAAUACCUCGUUAAAGCAUCAACCCAGCAUCACUACCGCUUGUCCACCUGUAAGCAGUAGGGGUGGUGAGACAUCGGGGUGCACAGAGAAAGAGAAAUUGGGUCAGCAUGGAAUCCCCUCUUGACAAUUACCCACAGAGCAGCGAGGAACAGCAUGCCAUGAACAGAGCUUCUGGUACCCAGAUCGGAGCUGGAACUGGGCGCCGGAAGCGAGAGUUUAUCUCUGACGAGAAGAAGGAUGCCAGUUACUGGGAGAAAAGGAGGAAAAACAACGAGGCAGCAAAAAGGUCGAGGGAGAAGAGACGUUUCCAUGACCUGGUGCUGGAAGGGAGGGUGGCAGCCCUGGAUGAGGAGAACGGAAGGCUGAGGAACGAGCUGCUCCAGCUGAAACUCCGCUACGGGCUCAUCUCAGCUGCCUCCUUCCUCGAGGCUGGCCAUGGACUAGGAGGUCACAAAGGUGCAGACACAGGAUCUUUGCUGUGCAGCGGUGGCAAUUCAACCUACGCUUCCUCCUACUUAGGAAUGAAUUCGGACUCCUCAGAGGCGGACAGCGGAGGGGGAGCAGCGACGGACAGUUAUUCUCCCAGGGGCUCCCUGUCUGACCUCUCUGACCACUCUUCCCGGGACAGCCCAAUGCCGGCUUUAUACGGCGAUGGGAGAGCAAUGGACAAUGACUUUUCCAAUAUGUACCCAGAGGACAAAAAUGCAUCUACAAGACAGUGCCCCCGCGGGGGAGUGAUACUGUACAGAGUCGGGGGGCUCACUGUGGACCCCCAGAGCAGACACAACACGGGUAUGGAUUAUGCGGACCUGGACUCACUUAACCAACAGGUCCCUGAGCACUACGCCCCACCGCUACGUUCCUCCAUAUUUGCACACGCGGACACUUUACAGACCCCUUACCAGCAGAUGGUGAGAACAGCUGACAUGAAAGUCACGGGGGAGCUGGUGUCUCCCAAAUCUGUCCAUUCAGGUUACCAGAGUGAAGACAGUGGUGGUGAAGAGGGGGGGUCCAGCUGCUGCCCCUCAGAGUGCUCCACCCACCAGGAGCCAGCGGCUGGCGUUAAACUACCCCACAAACUGAGACUAAAGUGCCGAGCGCACGGACCCGAGGGCUGGGCAUCUGAGAAGGGACAAAUGUUUGAGAUGCAGAACUAAUUGGCAGCUGCUGUGUGACUGUAUUAUGACUGAUGCCAAAAAAAACUAACAAGCACUGACUUUCUAGUAACCGGUACCCGAAAACUGCCAUACCUGUGAUAUUGCAUAAGACUGGCAGAUGAUUCAUGUGUCAUUGCUACUGCUGUACGCCAAGGGGUAUAGUGUUACACGUGAGGGAAGCUGGCACUCUGACUGUAUAUAUUUUCCAUGUGAAUAGUUCAAUAAACCUGUAUAAAUAUUUCA
Messenger RNA from Pseudophryne corroboree (corroboree frog), 1854 nucleotides. RefSeq lists its product as uncharacterized. Gene Ontology annotation, biological process: circadian rhythm; regulation of DNA-templated transcription. The record is from RefSeq and is a predicted model, not a curated record. Gene Ontology annotation, molecular function: DNA binding; DNA-binding transcription factor activity. Bases 562 to 1611 code for a protein of 349 amino acids. Gene Ontology annotation, cellular component: nucleus. Lineage: Eukaryota; Metazoa; Chordata; Amphibia; Anura; Myobatrachidae. The transcript has 2 exons.